CAAGCAGCAGCGGCACACCCCGGGUGCAAACAAAGCAAAAGCGCGACCGUCCGCGCCACGGCGGACGACGAUUGGCGAGAAAAGCUCCCAGCAGGGCCAGAGGGCCAAUGGGAAGACCCACCUGUCACAUGAUGCCCCCCCGAUGGGGCUCCCGAUCGGGAUUCCCAAAUGGGCGCACCGCUUAGGGCACAGGGCUGCGGGCUCGCUUAGCGCACCCGGGCGCGAAAUUUCCCUUGGUGCCAAAAGUGUUGUGGAUAGCGAGCACGAAAGUCAACCUCGACGUCGACAACCCCUCCAACGCCUCUCCUCCCCGACUUUCCCAAACGCCAUAUACAUCCAACAUGGCUGACGCCGCUCCCCGUGGACGUGGAGGUUUCGGUUCUCGCGGAGACCGUGGUGGUGACCGUGGCCGUGGCCGUGGCCGCCGUGGUCGUCGCGGACCCAAGGAGGAGAAGGAAUGGCAGCCCGUCACCAAGCUCGGCCGUCUCGUCAAGGCUGGCAAGAUCACCUCCAUGGAGCAGAUCUACCUGCACUCCCUGCCCGUCAAGGAGUUCCAGAUUGUGGACUUCUUCCUCCCCAAGCUGAAGGAUGAGGUCAUGAAGAUCAAGCCCGUCCAGAAGCAGACCCGUGCCGGUCAGCGUACCCGCUUCAAGGCUGUCGUUGUCAUCGGUGACUCCGAGGGCCACAUCGGUCUCGGUAUCAAGACCUCCAAGGAAGUCGCUACCGCCAUCCGUGCCGCCAUCACCAUCGCCAAGCUCAGCGUUCUCCCCGUCCGUAGAGGUUACUGGGGUACCAACCUUGGUGAGCCUCACUCUCUGCCCGUCAAGCAGAGCGCCAAGUGUGGUUCCGUCUCCGUCAGACUUAUCCCCGCUCCCCGUGGUACCGGUAUCGUUGCCUCCCCCGCCGUCAAGCGUCUUCUCCAGCUUGCCGGUGUCCAGGACGCCUACUCCUGCUCUUCCGGCUCCACCAAGACCCUCGAGAACACCCUCAAGGCCACCUUCCUUGCCGUCAUCAACACCUACGGUUUCCUUACCCCCAACCUCUGGAAGGAGACUAAGCUCAUCCGCAGCCCUCUGGAGGAGUUCAGCGAUGUUCUGCGCCAGGGCAAGAAGUACUAAGAUAGUGCUGUGAUGGGAUAAACUUGCAUGACUGUUUUUUGAAUCGAACUAUUUUCCUACGGGUUUCAAAAAAGUUCUCCUUCGGUUGUAGGGUCGGCAGCACCGGAAAUCCUGGAUUUGCGCUAUGCUACGCUAAUUACGGUAUCCAUGGAUGUAAUGAUUAUGGAAAAGUGAAAAGAAACCCGCGUGAAGUCGAUCAAAUCCUUCUACAAGUGACACCCUUGGCAGUGCUCCGUUGCAUUGGCCAACCCUUUGGUCUCAGCACCAGCAUUUCAAUCCGGCGCACGCGUUGGACGAUCGUAGAAUGGGCCAGACCCGACUUCUAAGUAGAAAGUGCAUAAUCUCGCUGCAAAAUCCUCAACCAGACCCAUG
Aspergillus heteromorphus CBS 117.55 is the source of this 1490-nucleotide messenger RNA. Its product is annotated as 40S ribosomal protein uS5. NCBI's taxonomy places the organism in Eukaryota, Fungi, Ascomycota, Eurotiomycetes, Eurotiales, Aspergillaceae. Gene Ontology annotation, biological process: translation. Gene Ontology annotation, cellular component: ribosome; cytosolic small ribosomal subunit. The transcript has 3 exons. Gene Ontology annotation, molecular function: structural constituent of ribosome; RNA binding. Bases 342 to 1118 code for a protein of 258 amino acids. The record is from RefSeq and is a predicted model, not a curated record.